UCCAGCAGGCUGUGAGUCUUGCGGUUCUCGUGGCGGGGACGGCCCUCGUGUUCAGGGUCGCCUCGGGCACCAGUCCUCUACCUGUCAGCCUAGGAUGGACCCCGAGGAGGAAGCGGCGGCACUGGCGAUGGCUACGGGGCCGCCGGCAGAACGGCUCCAGGAGCCGGUGACUUUCCGGGACGUGGCCGUGGACUUCACCCAGGAGGAGUGGGGGCAGCUGGGCCCGGCCCAGAGGACCCUGUAUCGAGACGUGAUGCUGGAGACCUUUGGGCAUCUGCUCUCCGUGGGGCCUGAGCUUCCCAAACCAGACGUCAUCUCCCAGCUGGAGCAAGGGGCUGAGCUGUGGGUGGCGGAGAGAGGACUCGCCCAGGGCUGCCGUCCAGGCCAGGAAGCUGGACCGGAGGGUCGACCACCGGCCCGGGAGCAGGGCCUUCCUGAGGAGAAGGGGCAGGAAGGCUUCCUGGGGAAGGCGCCGCGUCGCGCCACGUCGGGGGAAGACUGGGAACGGGCGGGCCGGGUCAGGGGGUCUGAGCAGGACCAGGGUCAUUGGCGGCGACUCCAGGAAGCCCCCGUUCAGGACGGAAGUCUCAGACUUGGGGAGAGCCCCGGUCCGCUGCCGGAGGUCUCCAGGCUGGAGCGUGCGUGUGUGCCGGAAUCUCGGGGUGCGAGCUCGGCGCGGAGCCCUGGCGCCGCCCGUGAGGAGACGGGCUCCCCGGCAGCACAGCCGCGCGACCGCCACGAGCGCGGCGAGGCGUCCGCUGCGGCGCGUCCUGUUCUGGAGGCGGAGCUGGCGCGUGGCCCCGCGCCCGACAAGCCCUACAAGUGCGCAGACUGCGGGAAGUCCUUCAACCACAACGCGCACCUCACGGUGCACCGGCGCAUCCACACGGGCGAGCGGCCCUACGCGUGCAAGGAGUGCGGCAAGGCCUUCAGCCAGAACUCGUCGCUGGUGCAGCACGAGCGCAUCCACACGGGCCACAAGCCCUACAAAUGCGCCGAGUGCGGCAAGUCUUUCUGCCACAGCACGCACCUCACGGUGCACCGGCGCAUCCACACGGGCGAGAAGCCCUACGCCUGCCAGGACUGCGGGCGCGCCUUCAACCAGAACUCGUCGCUGGGCCGCCACCGGCGCACACACACCGGCGAGAAGCCGUUCGCCUGCAGCGUGUGCGGCAAGGCCUUCUCGCGGACCACCUGCCUGUUCCUGCACCUGCGGACGCACACGGCCGAGCGGCCCUACGAGUGCAGCCGCUGCGGAAAGGGCUUCCGGCACAGCUCGUCGCUGGCGCAGCACCAGCGCAAGCACGCGGGCGACGGGCCCUACGACUGCCGCCAGAGGCUGCUUUUCGCGCCCGCGCCCGCCUGGCCCGAGCCCCUGAGCCCGGGCGAGGGCCCGCCGCGCAGCGACAGGCCCUUCCGCUGCGGCCAGUGCGGCAAGGGUUUCACGCAGAGCUCGCACCUCAUCCGCCACCAGAUCACGCACACCCGAGAGCAGCCGCGGGGCCGCGGCCGCCGGCGCCCGCAGGCCCGCGGCCGCGGCCCGCACCUCGCGCGGUGCCCGCUCGGGCCCGCAGAGGAGAGCCCUGGGGGCGGGACGAAGGCGGGGCCGCCCGCCGGCAGGGCGCUGGCGCUGUUUGACCUCCACGAGAUCAUGCAGGAAAAGAACCCGGUGCGCGUUAUUGGGGUGGAAGAGCCCGCCAUGGGCACGUCCGUGCUGUUUGACAUCACGGAGUCCACGUAGGGAAGGAACGCGGCGGAUGACUGUGGAACCGCAGGUACAGAAAUGUGGUACGUCCACAAGGUGUCUUUCUGGAAGGGGGCUGAGGGUAGAAAUGCCCUCAGAUUUCCUGAGGCAGUGGUGCUUGCAAACACCUGAGAUCACUGAUUGUCCAGAGUCUCAAACCCAGUAUUCAGAAAUGAAUUCAGAGGUAACGGAACCUACACACGUGUGUAAUGUUGAAAAACCCACAUAUGUCCCCGUUUUGUAAAGGAUAAUUAAAGCAAAAGACACUGUCAGUAGGUCACGUCGGCUGAGUUGCUGCCUCUCCCUGUGGUGGUGACCAUCGUGCCUGGAGACUUGGGGCGUUGCCUGUGGCUUGCCGUCUGGUGCAUGGGGUUACCCACAGACACAUGAGGAGAGGCCUGUGUGGUUGUGAUAUCCCAAAGUGGUGACUAAAGCUUGGGAAAGAUUUGCACAAAACAGAUGCAGCUGCGUUACUGGAAGCUUUUGUCUAAAUUCUAAACAUGCAGGAAUUCAUAUGUGGAGUCAACCCAAGCCGCAGUUCCUAUUUAUGGAAAGGAGUCGCAGACACACCCAUGGCUGUUGGGAUCCAUGUCUGCACUUGAGAGUCGUCAGAGCAGGCCUGGCAGCCACACUCAUGCCCAAAUCAAGCGACAAAGGAUUCCCCCGUGAAAUCCCACAGCUUCCCCUGGGGGUGGCACGGCUGCUGUUAGAAACCAUGGCCUUAGAUUGGCAAUGUUGCCUGUGAUGGAGGGUCUCACUCAGAGUGGCUUUGUUCCCCAGGAGAUACUUGGUGAUGUCUGGACACAUUUUGGUUGUCAUGACUGGCAGAGGGGAGCGGCUGCAUCCUGUAGGGGAGGUCGAGGAUGCUGCUGAGCAUCCUGCAAAACCCCGUCACCAAAGAGCCACCUGGCCUUGAGGUGGAGUACCCUUGCCCAGCAUACGAGGUAGCUUUCCUGACUCUGGAAGUUGAUUAAUCAGGGCUUUGUUAACAGUCCUUUACAUUUGAUUUUAACACAUGCUAUCUUUGAGCAUGUACACAUUUUCUUUUAGUAAUUCUUUUCCACUGUUUUGCAACAUUUGUAGUUGAUGUGAGGGAAGAGAAUCCACUUAUUUUUCUGAGUAAUUUUAGCAUUUUAUUUUGGACAUUCCAUGUGCUGAUACAUUUUCACUGGCACCCCUGUGGCCAUAGGAUUAUUUUUACAUCAGCACCAGAAAUCUUGUCAUUUUAUCAAUUUUUAAAAAUAUCUCUCAAAAGCAUGGCCCAUGAUGACAAAAACCAUUUUUAUAGUCAUUCUGAGCUAUCAUUUGCCUUUUUCACUAAGUUGAUGUUUACACUGAUAGUGCAAAUCCAACACUGGGCAACACUGCCAGAGUCUCAGAAUUAAGGAAGUUGCCCCGAGGUCACUGUCCAUAU
This is a messenger RNA of Budorcas taxicolor (takin), 3158 nucleotides long. Its product is annotated as zinc finger protein 8-like. The coding region runs from base 95 to 1741 and encodes 548 amino acids. The record is from RefSeq and is a predicted model, not a curated record. The transcript has 4 exons. NCBI's taxonomy places the organism in Eukaryota, Metazoa, Chordata, Mammalia, Artiodactyla, Bovidae. Gene Ontology annotation, biological process: regulation of DNA-templated transcription.